Eimeria tenella is the source of this 798-nucleotide messenger RNA. RefSeq names its product (3R)-hydroxymyristoyl ACP dehydrase, putative. Lineage: Eukaryota; Apicomplexa; Conoidasida; Eucoccidiorida; Eimeriidae. The transcript has 3 exons. The record is from RefSeq and is a predicted model, not a curated record. Bases 1 to 798 code for a protein of 265 amino acids.
AUGAUGGCCUGGCCUCGUUGCUGCGUUUGUCUCUGUCUUUGCCUGUUUUAUCUUCCCCUUUGUUCUUUAGCCUUUACAAUCAGAAGCCCUUCUUCCCUUCAGCCGGGAGCAGCAGCAGCAGCAGCAGCAGCAGCAAGCCCGUUGGGUGCGCCGGCGACUCCCGCAGCAGCAGCAGCAGCAGCAGCAGGCCCCGCUGCUGCUGCACGCGCCUCCUCCCCGCUGGCAGCAGCCGACUCCCCCGCCCCGGCCGCAGCCCCCAGCAGCAGCAGCGGCAGCAGCAGCGGCAGCAGCAGCAGCAGCAGCAGCAGCUACCGGGACGCGUCGUGGGUGUCUUCUUUGACUUCGAGUGUACGUACACCGGCGUUCACGGCGGAGCAGAUCAAGCAGAUCUUGCCGCACAGAUAUCCCUUUUUGUUGGUGGACAAAGUAGUGUUUUUUGAAGCUGGAAAAAGAGCUGUUGGAGUUAAAAACAUUUCGAAUAAUGAAAACCAAUUUAAUGGACACUUUCCAGAACGCGCCGUCAUGCCGGGGGUGCUGCAGGUCGAGGCCCUCGCCCAACUCGCCGGCGUCGUCGCUCUGCAGCCGCCGCUCUCAGACGGAAAAGGCAUUUUCUUCUUCGCGGGGGCCAACGGCGUGAAGUGGAAGAAACCCGUGCUGCCGGGAGACUCGCUGGUGAUGGAGGCCGAACUUGUGACUUGGAAAGAAAAGUUCGGAAUUGCCAAAUUCAAAGGCCGAGGGUUUGUAGACGGCCAGUUGGCCGUGGAGGUCGAGGAGAUGACUUUCGCCUUCGGCCGCUAG